UAGUUUCAUUUUCGCUGAAAUAAACCAGGAUACAUUUUACUCUAAAGCUACACACAGAAAAUAACAAAUCUAAUUUAAAAUUUGGAAAAAUCACCAUGGCGUACCAAAUCCAAUUCGCACUUCCAGUUUCUGUUCCAGUUUCAGUAGUUCCUAGAAAAACAGAUCCUCUAAUACAGUGCAUCAUAGACAAGAAGUCAGAGAGAUUUCGAAAAAUAAUCAGAGGCAAAGACAUUAAUGGGCUUUACCCUUCUGAAGCCUGGAAAGAUGACGUUACGCUAUUGUCAGCAGCAGUUAUAUGCAACAAUGAAGACAUCUGUUCAUAUCUCAUUGAAGAGUCUGCUGAUCCUAACAAACACUCAACAAAUGGACUUGUUCCUUUACACCAUGCUGUUAUGACACCUGGAGUUUCUUUGAGUAUAGUAAAAAGAUUACUCGCAGCAAAAGCUGACCCAGAGGGAAAUGAUUUGCCGAUUUUAACUCCACUGCAGUGUGCUGUUGAUCACGAUCGUGAUGACAUUGUGAAAGCACUUCUUGAAGCUGGAGCUACAGCUGUAAGGAACUAUGGAGUAAAUCCAGUGCUUGAUAAAAAAGUGUAUGACAUGAUUCUUCAAUUAUCAUCACAUAAUGGCAACUUUAAAAAAGUACAGAUAUUUUUUUCCUUUUCUUGUGCUGUCCAAAGAAAACACCAGACAGAAGUUUUCAGCAUCUAUAAGGCACAUUUCCAUAAAGAGCAUCCUUUCAUUCAUACAAUUCUGUUUGAGGAUUACUUUGGUGUCAUUGGUUUGGCUGCAGAGGAAUAUCGUCAGAGUGCCAUCAAGUGGUUAAAAGACACAAAGAGUGCAGACAAAUACAUUGAGGAAGUCAUCAAACGCUUUCCAAAAAUAGUGAAAAAUCAUUUGCCAGUUGUGCUGAAUUGCUUAAAUGCUGCUUUGUGUGUCAGUGAAAAGAUUUCUUCUCAGGUAUUCAGUGAUCUUGUACCAAUUCUAAUAAACUGUGUCCAGCUCUCUGGAAAUCCACAGGGAGAACCAGUCAAUCAUUUGAUACUAAAAAUACUCAAAGUCGUAAUGGAAAAGACCUCUGAGCAAAAACUAACCAUAGAUCAUUGUGUAUAUGAGAAAUUAUGCAAAGGUCUACUGCCUCUCACAGAUGACAAGUUUUCAAGUCUAAUCAAUGUUUGGACCUAUGGAGUGUUUGCACAGGUAAAUGACUUUGCUCCAGAAGUUAUUGCAAUGUGUGGAUUGUCAUCGGUACCUGAGAGUAUAGUUAAUGUUGCAGAUAUAGAGAUGGAUGAAUUAAUGAAAAAGAAACUGCGAAAACUGAACACAUCACUUAAACUUCCACCAAGUUUAGCAGUGGAUCAAUUAUGUGAGGAAAGCGUUGUCACCUCUUCAACAAAGAAAAAGAAGAAGAAAAAAAAGAAGAAAAAUCAUCAAGAGUUGGAGUCACAAGAAGCAGAGAAGCAAGAUAAAGUCAAACAAUCAAUUCCAGAUACAAUGACUCCUAUCGAGGAGACAAAUUCAAGUGUGCAGCCCUUCACACCCCCAGUUGAGAACCUACUGGUGCCAAGACCGUGGGUUUCAAUCAGUCAUCGCUGGAUGAAACAUUUUGAAAAACUUGCUAAUAUUGAUGUCAGCAAAACCACUAGACUGCGUAAUAACUUCACUCUUGUACUCAGUGAUGAAUUUAAGAUUGCUAAAGGAAGUGAUGGCACACAAAUUUUUCUUGGUCUGAAGGAUGAUGGUAUGGAGGUCGCUGUGAAACGAAUGCUUAAGUGCAAUUACCCGGACCUCAAGAACGAGAUGGCAUUUUUACGACUUCCAGAACUUUAUAGUACUUCUAUUGUGCAAUAUAUAGACUUUGCAGAAGAUGACAACUUUGGAUAUCUCAUUCUUCAGCUUUGUGAGUACACACUAGAAGAAUACAUCCAAGAUCAUUUACCAUCUGACAGCUCUGAGAGGACUUUUGUUUUGAAAGAGCUUGUGAGGGAAGUGCUGUGCAGCUUACAGGUUAUACACACCCAACGCACUAAAAUACUUCAUCGGGACAUCAAACCUCAGAACGUUCUGAUCGACAUAAAUGGAAAAGCUAGACUGGCUGAUUUUGGCAUAAGUCGUAGACUAAAACCGUGUGAAACCACUUUACGAACAAGCAUCGCUGGAACUAAAUGCUGGAAGGCAAAGGAAACAAUAGAUGUAAAGAGUAACAGUGGGUACAAAAGAUGUUCUGACAUUCAGGUGGCUGGGAUGUUAGUGUAUUACAUCCUCUCUAGAGGACACCAUCCAUUUGGUGAAGAUCCAUUUUGUGAGGUCAACAUACUGCAGGGAAACUACACACUGGAUCAACUGGAAGAUGAUGAUGUAGCAAAGGAUCUUGUGGAGUGGAUGAUCAAUGAAAAUCCAGAAAAGAGACCAACUGUGGAGAAGACACUUGCACACCCCUUCUUCUGGAAUGAUGAAAGGAAGAUGGAGUAUCUGAAAAAACUGGGGAAUCAAAAUGAAGCAGAGAAUUGCCGUAAUGCUGAUGAGGAGCUUCUUCUUGCCAUUGAACGAUGCACAGAGGGGAAAACCUUUUCUCAAUGGAAAACUAAACUUUCCCCUGAGCUUGUUGAGAAACUGGAUGGCAAAAAGAAAUGUUAUCCUGAAAAUACACUGGGCCUGCUGCGUUUUGUACGCAACCUGCACGAGCAUUACUCAGAUGAUGCAGCAAACAUCAACCUAAUGGCUUCAUUCCCUGAUCUGUUCGGAAGUGUGUACAGGUUUGCCAGAGAGAGAGGAUGGCACUCCAGAGCAAAUCUGAAAAAGUUCUUGAACUCAUUUCCAUAGAUUUGACUAUCUUUUUAUUUGAUUUUCUUUUUAAAAAUACUAUACACCACUAUCAGUAAAGAAUGGCAUUUAAGGGGUGCGGGGUAUGUGGGGCCACACACUAUGUUAUCAGUGGUGAUGGAUAAAUGCUUGUAUUUGAAAAUAACAUUUACUGUAUUUAUUAUAUUUAAAUCACAGUUAUGAUUUCACACAGUUUAUUCCAUGUGCUGUAUUGGGAUUUUAUAAAAUGCUAAUCUUCAAUA
Paramisgurnus dabryanus is the source of this 3064-nucleotide messenger RNA. RefSeq lists its product as uncharacterized. The record is from RefSeq and is a predicted model, not a curated record. NCBI's taxonomy places the organism in Eukaryota, Metazoa, Chordata, Actinopteri, Cypriniformes, Cobitidae. Gene Ontology annotation, molecular function: RNA endonuclease activity; protein serine/threonine kinase activity; ATP binding. Gene Ontology annotation, cellular component: IRE1-TRAF2-ASK1 complex. Gene Ontology annotation, biological process: mRNA processing; intrinsic apoptotic signaling pathway in response to endoplasmic reticulum stress; protein phosphorylation.